GCCAUGAAAUUGAUCCCUGCUCAACCAUCUAAUACCGCCUCUCAUUAAUAGCACUAUUUAAUAUAGUCAUUUGUUUGAAGCGUCUUCACUUGUGAUAUAUUUUGUGGUAGCUUUUAACUUAAUGACAUUUUAAUAUGCUUUAUGCUGACACAGUCUAUCCACCUAUGUAUAAAUUCUAUUUUAAGAUCCUUGGUGUGGUCUCAUGAUGCUCUACCAUGUUCAUGAUUUGACCUGUGUUGACUGUGUGAGGGGGAACAGUGUGAUGGUCCGGGUGACCACAUUUCAUUUCAUUUUAUCUUCAGCUGGCUUUUGAGGUUGUUUAGUGGAGAGCAUUGCUUGUUGCAGGGAAUAUCAUUGCUGUUUGACGGGAGAAUUAGAAGGUUUUUCAUUGCGUUGUUCUGCUGCUUUUUGCCAGUGAUGACGUCAUUUCUUGUUAGCGACGGCCGGGGUGAAGGCCCAACUCGAGUGCUCCCGGUGCCACUGACCUGCGCACGUUUUGUCGUCACUGUGCAUUUUUUAUUAUUUUUUCCAUUAUUAUUAACGGUAGUGAUCAUAGCAGAGGAUGCACUUUUUGUUUUUGCUAGCAGUCAAUCCUGGCAUGCGCCUUUAUUUUUAUAAUUCCUGUAAGUGUGUAAAUAUUGGACUUUGUCAGGAGCUGUUCCUGGCAGUGACCGUGUCCAUUAUCAAGGACGCCAACAAUGCAAUAUUAGUGUUUUACAGCUUUAUUUCAGAUCAUGAACCGUGUGCAGCAGGGGAUAGUUUUCGCGAGAGGCCAAGCUAAAUAUUUGACUACCUGCGUGCUAAAAUAUAAAAUAUGGUAAUUGUGUCCAGCUUGUCGAGAAUGGCUCCAGUACCAGGAAACGGCGCAGGGCAGAUCACGUGACUAUUUAUUGGCAAUCUGCCCGAGCGCGCGUGCGUGUGCGCCUGUGGUGUGUGUGUGUGCGUGCACAGAGGAGCUGGCGCGUGCGCCGGUGAUUCCAGUAAGGAGCCUGAAGUGAAGGGGGCGGGGCCUUACGGCUUGACUCGCUGGAGACAACCUCCGGUAACCUUCCGCCACAAACGGACGGACUCCCCGGCAGAAGCCGCCGUCACGCCGCCGCGAAGGAACGACACCCGUACAGUCUUUUGGAUACUCGUCUUUGGGAUUUUAAUGCCUGAGUUAAUCAUUCAGCUAGCACUACUCUCGGGUAGUUUGCAUAUUUGCUCCUUUUCCAACGAGAGGUUGCGGUGCGGAGCCGAGCAAAUCCGCAAGCUGUGUUUAGGCGCUCUCUCCCAGCCCCUCUCUGGAUGCAUCAGACUCCUCUGCCCCGGGGCCCUGGACCCGGUGUGUGACCCCUCCACCCUCACCCCGAGCCCCCUCUAUUUCCUCCCCUGGCUCCUCCAAUUGCUGCCCGCCUUUGCCCGACAGAACUCCUUCUCUGGGCCCCCUGCCUCCAGAAAAGGCAGAGGUAGGGGGCCAUGUCGCCAUGGUAACAACCACCAUUCACAGCCCCCUCGCCAUGACCAGCGUGACCCCUUCUCAAAGCCGGGUUCAGGGGUCCAAUUUUAGCCCGCAUCACUUUAAACCUUUCAGCUCACAUGCACACUACCAGCAGGUGAUGCGAUCGCUGCAUAAGCUCCAGGAGAGCGGCUUCUACUGGGGCGCAGUGGGUGGACGGGAGGCCAGCUCCUUACUACGCUCUGAACCACCCGGCACUUUUCUGAUCCGGGACUCCUCAGACCACCACUACUUCUUCACUCUUUCAGUGCAGACCUCCCGCGGCACCAAAAACCUGCGCAUCCACAGUGAAGGAGGGGGAUUUUUCCUGCAGCCGGACUCCCAGUGUACCCAGGAGCCUCCUCGGUUUGAUUGUGUGCUGAAACUCAUUGCACACUACAUGGGGAAAGGUCAGACUGGAAGUUGCAAGGAAGCUGCGUGUGGAGAAAAAUCAGAUGAGAACCAAAUGAAGGGCUGCAGCAGUUAUCUGAUUCACACAGGCAACGAGAGGAUCCCUCUGGAGUUGCGGCGCCCCCUAACAAAUUCUCUCUCGUCCCUGCAGCACAUGUGCAGGCGAACCCUGAACAAUCGAGGCUUUGGGGAGUCUGGCCGCCCGGAGCAACUACCGCAAACUCUUAGAGACUUUCUUGAGGAAUAUGAUGCACCAAUUUGACUGAUUGGAACUUUCCUAGUUCCACUGCAUGGACCAGGUGCCCGGAGGACGGCACAGACUAGUUCUCAGCGCACACACCAACGUGUGCUCAUGAUGUUUGAGUGAUCAGACUAAGCCGUAGGUGCCAAUGUGAGGUCAGCGACCCAAAACAGCAGAUGAAAUCUACCUUUUAAUUGGGGCUCAUGUGAGGAGGUGACCAGUCGUGCUUAUACCUUGUCUGCAUGCCUCUCAAAAAGUGCACACCUGUGGAGGGUGGUCGAUUGAGUCUGAAUAGUUUGAUAUGACUGACGCAGAGCAGAGUCUCGUAGAAAAGUGUUGGUCCAUAUUAGCCAACAGCGGCGGAGUGAUCCACACACCGAACUGAAAUCCUUGUGAGUUUGCUUAACAAAUGUCUCCAAAUUGACUUUGACACGUUCAGCACUUCAGUGUGCUGGAGUGUGAGGGUAGGGAGAACAGAAAAGAUGCUGCUACAUUCAUGUAGCGAACCUUGCAUCCGAUUUGCUCAUCAAAACUGCUUAAGUUGAGGUGGCCACACAGGUUCAAACGCAGACAUGGCAAACUCUCAUUUGAAUGUGUCGAUUGUGACUUCAUUGAAAUUUGAGUUUUUGAGACGGAAUCAUACUUGCCUUCAACGAUACAGUCAUUUAUUUUUAUUUUUCUGACUUCACCCGCUGUCGGGAGUCCUUCCACAUCCUGAAUUUUUUUUUAUGACUCUAAAAAAUAAUCACCCCUUACUUGACCGGUCUGUAGAACUCAGCUUGGCAUAGUUAAGAUCUGUGAAGUUUCUUUUGUAUAGAAAGACCUCAGUAGCAUACAAAUUAUUCACUGUGGAUUGAAGUUCAAAUUUGUAUAAUAUUUUUAAGCUGUUACUAUAACAGGACUAAAUCCAAAUUUGAUUAGAGAUAUGAUCAUGUCGCUGAUACUGUUAUCUUUUCUAAGACCACCCUGCCUUACACGUAUAUUAGCAACAAUAUGAUUAACAGUUUGUACAGAUCUUCCUUGCUUAUGAAAAAAAAAACACCCAGAACUCAAGUUGUAAAAGAACAUUGUGCUGCUGAUGUGUGUAAUGCAAAACAACUCAAAUUACUAAUGUGCAGUUAAAAAAAAAAGUCUCCUUUAAAAAAAAAUGUUGCAGGCUUUGCACCUCUGUUGAAUUGUUGACAGCUCUAUCAGUCACUUGAUGUGAUCUUUCAUUCAUCCCAGUUGUCAUUGUUUAGGUCGUGGAUGAGAAUAGAAGUCACAACAAUGUUGGUAAUACUCACCUAUGGGUCUUAACAUCCCUCGCAAAUUAAGUUUUGAGUUUUGGAAGGCCUAAAUGAAGGCAAUUGUUUUGAGUCGAAUGCAGCUUGAACAAAGCUAGAAUGAUGUAUUCUAUCAAUUUCUGCCUCAUACAAAGAAGUGGGCUGGUGGUUUCUGCAAACACCCACACACACCAGUAGGACAGCUCCUUUUAGACAAACAUGGCUUACCGUUUCUCUUGCAUCUACUCGUUGCUACUUGUCAUCCACUCUCUCUGUCAUCUGUGACAGUGACAUAGAACAGCCAUCUUUUGCAGGGAGAAAUCUUGUUAGUGAAACAAAAGCUUUUGCGUGGGACCAAACACAACAGCAGAAGUCUUGUUUUUGUUGUAAAAGUGGCAACUGAUUGCCUUUGAGGUGUAACCGAUUAGCUUUUACCUUUAGAACUCUAUUCGCUCUCAGCCCUUUCCAUCUGAAAAUAUGCUGUUUGUUUAAUGCAGAACUGUGGCUAUCUUUGGUGUCAGCUGUAUGUUGGAAAUUCUGGCUGUCCUGUGACUUCACCUUGUAUAUUUUGGGUGAACCACCCAGGGCUGAAGACAUGGCAAACAUAAUGUUUAUGCAGACAAAAACGGCAAUGUGUCAGUAUCGAUCACUUGUGGCUUCUUCAAGUGUAUUCAAACCAUAAAAUCUAAUUAUUGCUGACUCUUCUACGAAACCAGUAAAGGCUUUAGAUCAAUGGGUUCCUCUCUAAAGCGGAUUUACCGGCUCACUCAGCAACUUCAGUGAUCUUGGUUGAGACGUUGAAAUUGAAUUACGAACACUGCGCAAUGAUGACGAAGCAAAUAUGAAGCUAUUGAGAUCCAACAUAAGCUUUUGCUAAAUGUGUCUCUUUUGUUUUGACAACAGCCAUUAUCCAUGCGUGUGUGCAUCUGGCUCAACUUUUGUUUGGGUGUUUCCCUCCCUCCUGAAAACUAUAGUGUGAUGGCUUCUGUGUGGGAAUGUUAACCAUCUAUCUUCCUGUCAUUAACUCUAAAGAGGGAUUGUGUCAGUUGAAUGUCAUGGGGACACACGUCUUCCCAAGAUGAGUUUUUAGGUAGAAACGCCUUUUGUUCAAACAUUAAGACAAAAGCUGUCAGAUUUCAGUCUUGUUCUACUGCAUCACGUUGUACAUGUGUAGCAUCCGGUGGUCAUCACGUGUCACAGUCAUUUGUCUUUUAUAAAGACUCUGUUAAGAAAUAAGGCUGGCCACUAGUCUGGCAAAAACAAGCUGUAAUACCUGAAAUGACAUUACAAAAGAAAAAAAUAAAUGAAAAAGGAACGUUGCACAUAUUUAUAUUUCUAAGAUAUUUCAGUAAUUUAUAUUAAAGAGCACUAUUUUUACAAAAGUGAAAGCUUUUUGUCUUUGACUCAUUCUGUGCGUCAUUUUCUGUCUUUCCCAUUUCUUCCUGAGAAACUGUCUUCCAAGGACAUCCAAAGCUUAUAUUGAUGGAUAUCCAGAUAAUUGUUGCUCCUUCUGUCCUCACAAACUGGCACAUUUACUCUGCACUGAGGUGUGGUCAUCUUUUCAAGACAGUGCAUGAACCAGUUUUUUGGCAAUGCUAUAGGUGAUUUAUUUCAAAACAUAUCAAUGUUUUAAAAAUGUAUUUAGAAAUUCUUUAUUUAUUACAAACUAUGAAGUUUUCUUGAGUUUAGGCUUGGCACUGCAAUAUGAGUAAUGUGAUCUGGUUUGGUAUAGUGUUAAAAUGAUUUCUUAAAAUUGACAAAGUGUUGAUUGUAGCACCAAAUGCAAUCAUAACCAUUAAAACAAGUUAUUAAGCAACACAUGACAUUUUUACUGCUGUGAAUGCAAAUUAAUAUCAGUAAAGUAUUAAAUGAAUUGGAACUAAUGGACUGACAUAAACAUUCAGUAUAGCUGUCUAUCUAGCUGGCUACAGGAUGUAUGUAAGGAUGCAUGUUCCACACCAAAAAUAUAGAAAGAUGCUGGAUUCUGGAUGCAGGUGGUUCUGGUGCAGGCCAUCAAACGAAAGGGACCCAACUCUCAUUAGUACCGAGUACUAUCAGGACAAAGCCGACCAAACAAAGAGCAGCUUCAGCACCAUCCUCCAAGGACACGUUUGCAAGUGUAUCAAGUGGAUUACAUUCAUGCGCAGAAACUGUGUUUCAAUAAAGCAGCGCCAUUCUUCUUCUGCUUCCAGCAGUUCCCAUCAGCAGGUCAUCCUCUUCCCCUUCAUCCUCUUUGGCUGUCUUGUGUGUGCUCCCUGGUGACACCCAUCCUCUUCAGAUCCAUGAACCUCAGUGGUUGUCUUCCUCUCCCUCUUUCGCGUUCAACCUCUCUCUCCUCUACACCAAGCCAGUCUGGCCUCCCUAACUGAGUCUCCAAGCCUUGUGACUUCCUUUGAGGCGCACUCUUUUGUUUAAGAAACAUCAUCUAAACCGUUUCAACAGAGCUGUGAUGGUAAGAGAGUUUUGCGGGCAUUUUCUCCUGCCAUUGUUUUUAUCGAUUGAUUGUAUUUCAAGUAUGGCCCAUGAUAUCAAAUCACAUUACUUUAAAAAGUCAGUGGUGAUGUAUCUUUAACAACUUUAAAGGUAUUUGAGUGUGUGCCUCAGAAUCAGUACUUUCCCUCUUGUUAUGCGUAACCUCAACUGCAAGAGUCACAGAACAGGUCCAAGAAAUCCUGGAGUGUCAGUUCUUGUUUGGUCACGCACACUGGUUUCCAGCAACAAGAUUUCCCGACAAAUGGGAUUUCCUGGUUAAACACUGCCAUGUUUAUUCAGUUGGCAGGCCCUUAAAGAGCUGAACUGGAUACAAAUUCAAGAAGGUUUAAAAUGACUGUAAUCAUCACUUCUUGUUUUCUCUGCUGGUGCAUUGUGGGUAAAUUCCAUAGGAAUCAGGGGAUGUAUAGAAAAGGGAGGGAGCUAAAGUUUUUUGGACACACCCCACAACACGAACACAGCGUACAGUAACAAAAGGGAUUACCAGAAGCACUCAGCGAGGUCCACGCACACUCACGCACACUUUGACACAGAAGUUACUUUGUAGAAAGUUUGGGCUGGACCUAACUGGGAAGGAAUGCGGCGGGGUUUUAUACAUCCUGCCCGAGGGGCUGAGAGAGGACGGUGUCCUCCGGAGAGACACAGAGGAGUGUGUGUGUGCGGACUUCCAUUUAUACAUUGUGUGUAUAAGGUCAGGCUUGGUGAAGAGGGUCCACGAGGAAAAGAUUUAUGAUGCUCAGUGGUUUCAGUAAGCGCCCAAUCUAUAGCUUGUGUGUGUGUGCGUAUGAAAGGCUGUGUGUUUUGCAAGUUAAAAUGAAUGUCCACUCACACGUUUCCCAUUCCCUGCAUACCUCGUGUUGUGUCUGGCUUCCAGGAAAGAGGCACUUUAAUUGAGUUGAGUUUUUAUGGCUCGACUGGUGCGUUGGAGAGAAUGAGGUGUGUGUGCGCGCGUUACAUGAGACAUGCAGUGUGAGUUUAUAAAGUGACGUAAAGAUGAAUGGUUUUUAAAAAUACGUUUAAGAAACAACUCACUGACAAACAUCUGGAAAGGACAGGGGGUAAUUACAGGGCAGGAACGUCGAUCCCGGAUGUUAAUCAUCACGCAUUACCAAAGCAGAUCCAGGUACUGCUGGCUUUCAGGUUCGCCUUCAGCUCAGUCGGUGGGGCCCUGCGAGGUGAAUUCAGAUUCCAUUUUGUCAUGGCUAUUAUGUAAGGGACAAUAUGAGAGUAUAGGACUGGUCACGUGACUCGACUAAAUGUUUCCAUAGCUGACUAUAUAGCAGGGACGUCUACACUCCUCUGGCUUGUGAGCCGCUUACCAAACAACAAGGCGGCACGUCUCAACCCUCUUUUUGAAUGUGGUGUCGAACUCUCACCCUCACCAUUCUUGUGUUGACACCAUCCCAUGUAGCAUGUAUUGUGGUUAUUACAGAAGCGUUUCAUAGAACAUUGUGUGUACGUUCUAGUAGACCUUCCUACUUGGCUCCUCAGUACAGCUGUGGUCCUGCAGAUCUAGACGGGCAGGCUUAUGUCUUCAAGUGAUUUUCUUGUAGGAAAAAACAUAUUUACAUCAGUACUUACAUAUGUAUGGCGAUUAUCUCUCUAUAUUAAUGGUGGACUAUAUAAGACUUCAUGUUUGAUGACGGCAGUGUACGUUCAUUUAAGAGAAGCAUUCCGACAACACUUAUUCCUAAAAGUGACGCAGUCAAAGAGACAAACCGUCUCAAAAUUCCACCAGAAUAUUCCAAUAAUGCAGCUUGAGUCACCGACAGUCAGGCCCUGUGAAUGUGCCGGCUCAGCUCGCUCUGACUCAUUCUAUGUUCCCAAUGACCCCUGUUGGACAUUCAAGCUGGAAUCUUCAGGAAUAUUUUGUCCUCUGUUGCUCCCAUGGAUCUCACACACCCAUUCAAACUCUUUCCACAGUGAUUCACUAUUUCGGCGAAGGACGACUGUGUCCAACUCCACAGCGGUUUGCUGCCUCUGACAGGAAGUUACCCACUCCAUGCUGAUGUUUUCUAUUCAUUCUAUUAUUUGUCCACAUUUAAAAAAUUUAUUUAAAGUGUGUUUAUAUGCAAAUAUGGAAAACAAUAAUCUUGUGUUCUAUUGAGAAGGAUUGUGUAAAGAGAAGAGUCAGAGUUGUUUUUGCGGUAAUAAGGACAAGCAAUUAUAUGUUUUAGGUCAAAAAAUAUAUACAUAUUUAUAUAUUUUUUUUUUGGAAAUUGUGUUGGGGGUGGCAUGAUGCUGCUUGCCGGAGGUUUGCGCUCUCCAAGUGCUCUAGCUCUUUUCAAAAUGCCUGUCAACUUUUGAAUAAAUACUCAUCAAUUAAAUAUAUCCAAGUAAAGAUGAAUGAUUGUGCUAAAAUAAAAAGCUAUCACUAUUUAAUGGAAUAUUUUAGCCUAAAAAAUGCUGUUCAUAUAAAUUUUUGUUUGCUAUAAUCUGAGCAGAAUGUGGUUUAUUGACGGUUGUUUUCUUUUCAUUCUUGAGCCGCUGCCAAAGUCAACAGAGUGGCGCUCAGAAGGUGGAAAGAAUAUUAAAAGGUUCGGAAUAUGCCAUGAAACAUGCAAUCCACUGCUCUCUUCCAGGAAGGCUCCUCCGGCUUGAUGAUGAUUUUUUCCAGGAAGGCUUUUUGUUGGCCCUUCACUGCUUAUAGGAAAUACGUUCGGUGGAACCCAUCAGCUCUGGUAUUGUCACAGCCGCUUCUGAUAAAGUCUGACAAGCUUCCAGGAAAACCAGGGAUUUCACCCUGCGGCAUUCCAUCAUUCCUUCACCAUCACUGAGAAAAGGAGGCACGAGGGGGUGUGGAGCAACGUGGAUCAAUAAAAACCAUAUGGGAGUCAUUUAACCAAAUAAAUGCACAGCAACAUCCCACAACCACUGAUCUUAUCUCUGAGCACAAACCACAGCGUAUCUAUCUUCUCUCCUCCCCCGAAAUAGUUUUCCUGUAAAUGCGAGUUUAAAGAUGACUGUGCUCGAGAAGGAGCAGCUCAGACGCCCGAGGUGACCUCAAGGUGCAAAACAGGUUGUUUGAGGCAAUGAAUGACUUGGCUAUUUUCCUGACAAAGAAGCACUGACAACACUGGACACGUGCAGACACCGUCACGUGAUAUUGUUGCUGCAGGAGCAGAAUCUCAGGACUCAUUAAAUAUGUCAAGUGACAAAAGUGUAGUAAUAUGCUAAUAAUAAUAUCAUUAUUAAUGUAAGGAAUACAGUGGAUGUACAGUAAUUUCCUCUAGAAUUGGUCCUACAGUAGGGAAAUUUCGCAUGUGCAUGAAUGGAGAAAUGCAUCAGUGAAAAAAAAAAAAAAUAUAUAUAUAUAUGUAUAAUAUAAUAUAAUAAAAACCAUCUCUAUGUCCUCUGAAAUGACACCAUCUCAACGAAAAUUCCCCACUGUGGCAUUAAUCUAAUCUAAUCUAAUCUAAAAAGAAUGCUCUUUUGAGUCUUUGUCUGAAUGAGUGGACUUUAAAUAACCAUGCCCUCCUUAAAAUUUCCUUCCUUGGAAUAGCUGAAACACUCGCGCUUACUCACACUCCGGAUUUGUUUCCAGCUCACGGUGUCAUUCUCGAACACACACACACACACAUUGUGCAUCCAACAUUAAUAUGAGAGAUGAAUGGACAGCAGUAGGAAAAGUUUGUGGGAGGCUACUGGGAAGUUAUAUAAUAGACACCGAGCCAUCAUCCGUGCACGGCCCGGUGUUCUUCCACUAUUCAUCCCUCCAUAAUUUCUUCUGUUUUGAUGACGAAUGGAAAUUUUCUCGUCAUGUUAAUGUUAUGGAGUGCCUUUGGAGCUUUCUCUUCUAAAAGAGUUUUGUCCCCUGACCGUUACCACGGUGCUCCCAGAAACAUGCCUGUCGCCCUGUUUACCUUCCACAUCAACACAGCUACGUUGCGUCUGCAAUAUAAUCCACGAUGGUAAUUUAAAUGAAUUGACGGUAUUGCCAAAACUAGCUGAGCGUUACUCACCUAGUGCGACAAAGAUUCUAGAUUCAAAUUUGUGUCCACUUACAAACAGCAGAUUUGGUUGUACUUAAGAGAGCCUGUGUUAUUAUUGCUAGAUAUUUUUUUAUUUAUUUACUGAAUGGAGUGAGAAGAUCCUCAAACUUCAGUUGAUUGGAGUUAAGCUUGUUGAGGUGCCCGUGUAUUUUGUAUUUUGUCAGGUUGCCCCCUUGGUGAUGUGCUCCAUAUUACACCCCCAGAAGAGGAAGCAGAGAUUUGUGCGUAAAGGGAAGUUUUGGCACUGUUUUGUCAACUGCAUUCCCCAAAUCAUGACACAACAUUAAUGGAUGAAUGGAUGGAUUCAAUGAGCCUUUAUGUACUAAAUUCUAGAUGGUCACGGCCUUUAGACACCCUGGUUUAUUUCAGCCAUCUGCUGUUUUCUGCCUUUUAUUAUGAGAGCAAUGUGAUCACCUCAGCACACAGCAAGGGGUGCAGAAAAACAGUUGUACAGUACCUGUAAACCCCACUACUGCACCACUACACUAUUGACGCAGGAGUGUACCACGCUGCACUGUAUGGUCUAAACAGAGACACCUUUACUAUCAUGUAAGCUUUCUUUGUUCGACAUUUUGUGUUUAGCACUGCGCUCAAACUAUGUUUCUAAACUUCUAAUAGCCUGCUGACGUGAAUGUAGAAUCUCACCCUGCUCCUGUAGUGGGAGCUAUUAAUAUCUGAGUGCAUUUUAAAUCAAGGCUGUAAUUAAAAAGGUGAUUAGAGUAAGUGAUCACCAUCGACACAACCUCAAC
Molecule: messenger RNA, 10622 nt
Organism: Synchiropus splendidus (mandarinfish)
Lineage: Eukaryota; Metazoa; Chordata; Actinopteri; Syngnathiformes; Callionymidae
Gene: socs3b
Product: suppressor of cytokine signaling 3b
Exons: 3
Coding region: 1467-2150 (227 amino acids)
Biological process (GO): phosphatidylinositol phosphate biosynthetic process; intracellular signal transduction
Cellular component (GO): phosphatidylinositol 3-kinase complex
Molecular function (GO): 1-phosphatidylinositol-3-kinase regulator activity
Source: RefSeq, a predicted model, not a curated record